CUGGUGUCCCAGGGGUGUCGCGGUGUCCCCAAGGUGUCCCGGGCCAGCCCCGUGUCUGGGGACAGCCGUGCAUGGAGGGGCCGCUGCCCUGGGGCCCUACAGCAGCUCAGCAGGGAUGUCCGAGCCCCCGCCCGGCAAGGAGGCUGCCCCGGCCGAGUGCCCGGUGUGCUACGAGCGGUUCCAGCCCCCGGAGGCCUCGCACCGGCGGCUCAGCUGCGGCCACACCUUCUGCCACGACUGCCUGGUGAAGUGCCUGCUGUCGGCCAAGCUGGACGGCCACGUCCAGAGCAGCAUCGUGUGCCCCGUGUGCCGCUUCGUCACCUUCCUCAGCAGGAAGAAGGCUCUGUGGCCGCCCAGCGCCGCCGACCCCCGCGCUCUGGAGGUGCCCCUGUCGCCGUCCUCCCUGUCGCAGCUGCUGGGCAGCCAGGCCAGCAACGCGCUGGUGGUGCCCAGCCACUUCGUGCUGCCCGUGCAGAGCCUGCAGCCGGGGGGGCUGUCGCCCGGAGCGGGGCUGGCGCGGCAGGCUCACGUCUUUGUCAUCAGCGAGCACGGCAUGCCGCUGCUGGCCGCGCAGGACUGCGGCUCGCCGGCCCGGGGCGGCGGGCAGGACGCGGCCAGCUCGGGCUCGGUGGCGUCCGGCCCGGCGCUGGGGCUGCAGUGCUGCCAGUCCCCCAUGGCCCUGGCCGUCAUGCUCGUCCUGACCGUGGCCAUGCUGGCCGCCGUGCUGCCGUGGCUGCUGCUGGUCAGGAGGGACUCGUAG
Motacilla alba alba is the source of this 760-nucleotide messenger RNA. It is a transcript of the gene RNF222, whose product is annotated as ring finger protein 222. The transcript has 2 exons. The record is from RefSeq and is a predicted model, not a curated record. Bases 116 to 760 code for a protein of 214 amino acids. NCBI's taxonomy places the organism in Eukaryota, Metazoa, Chordata, Aves, Passeriformes, Motacillidae.